Acaromyces ingoldii is the source of this 800-nucleotide messenger RNA. RefSeq lists its product as hypothetical. NCBI's taxonomy places the organism in Eukaryota, Fungi, Basidiomycota, Exobasidiomycetes, Exobasidiales, Cryptobasidiaceae. The transcript has a single exon. The record is from RefSeq and is a predicted model, not a curated record. The coding region runs from base 33 to 800 and encodes 255 amino acids.
GUCGACAUCGUGCGAGCUACGGGACGUCCGAAAUGUCGCACCCUCAAGUUGUUGAGCAACAAUGCCAACCACAUUACCAGCCGCCGUCUGCAGGCGCGCGCGGUGAGGCAAAUGACGCCGAAGGGGGGAGCACUUCUGCUCACAUGUCAUCCAAAGCGAAGCAAAAGAGGGGACCGAGGAAAGAUAAGAUUCGUGAGCCACCAACACCAAAAUUUCCAACCGAUCUUAUCACGAGACUGGAUCUGGAUGCAGCUCUGUUCUACUAUGAACGUGAGCGACUUGCGAAGUUGCACAACGAUCCUGCCUACUUGAGACUCUUAGAAGGACUGAGGGUUGUCAAAGGAGAGCCAUGGGUCCAAGUAUACAUAAACAUCAGAAGAAACCGAAGAACUCCUCCUUACAAGACUACGAAGGCAAUGAUGAGGAAGGAAGAGGAACGUCUGGCUCCAGAAAAGUGGCAGGAAAGGGACAAGAAGCUCACCGCAAGUCUGAUAACAAAGUUUAACGAGAUCAGAAAUGGAAAAGUUCUUGGGUCGAGCUGGACUAUCGAGGAUAGUAAGAGCAUCGUAGAGCUCUCGGGCCGUCAAGACGUCAGUUCUCUUGUCCAUAGGUACCAGGAGAUCCUACCGUUUGUCAAGUACUGCUGGAGGACCGACAAAAAGGUGUUGAGCCGGCUCGACCAUAAUCCUUGGGAAAUGGACCCCAUCGUCUACAUACACAGGCUCAAGGAAGCGCUCGACAACCUUUCUCGCAACCUGGCGCCGCCACCACCAUUCUACUCACCCCCAUACCAGCAGUAG